CAAACUUAGUUACGGUCACAGGACACCGAACCGCCGCAGAGAAGCGAACCGUUUUUUGUGGAGAUAUUCUGACCGGUUCACCUCACGGUGGUCAGCGGAGGAGUGGGACCGGAGAGGCUGACGACUGCAUGAGGAGGCCGAGCGGCGGGACCCUGGUCCUCACGUAGACCCCCCCCCCCCCCUCCAUCGACCCUCCCCCCCUCGCUGCCCAGACAUGAGGUCGUUCCGAUCGUUUGCGAACGACGACCGCCACGUCAUGGCCAAACACGCCAGCGUCUAUCCGGCCCCGGAGGAGCUGGAGGCCGUCCAGGCGCUGGUGUCCACCGUGGAGGCAGCCCUCAAGAAGGUCUCUGACUGGAUGGACGGCCUGAAGAGCUCCUCAGGGAAAACCCCCGGCCGUGACGACGCAGAGGAUGGAGACGCUGCGGAGACGAAGUCCGACGGCGCCUCGGUGCUGUGCGGGGUGACGCGGGUCGGCCUGGUGGCCAAAGGUCUGCUGAUCAAAGGCGACAUGAACCUGGAGCUGGUGCUGAUGUGCAGAGAGAAGCCCACCAAAGUGCUGCUGUACACCAUCAGCGCCAACCUCCCCCUGCAGAUCCAGACGAUGACAGACGACAGAUAUGAGGUUCGGUCGUGCGUCUCUGAGGCAGCGAUCCAGGUCUGCAGCACCAAAGACCCCUGGCUGACCCUGAAGAUCACCCUCUCCUCGUUAGCCAUGACGGAGGAGCACGGCACCACAGAAGAAGAAGAAGAAGAAGAAGACGAUCAGAAGGAAGACGAGCAGAGGCGUGAGGAAGAGGAGGAGGAAGAGGAGGGUAUCCUGGACCGGCUGAAGUGCCAGGCGGCGCUGGCGGCGCUCCGACACGCCAAGUGGUUCCGGGCUCGGGUCACCGACCUCAAGUCCUGCCUGGUCGUUCUGAGGGUUCUCAGAGACGUGUGCAAUCGUCAGCCGGUGUGGGAGCCUCUCCAGGGAUGGCCGCUGGAGCUGAUCUGUGAGAAGGCCCUGGCCACCUGCAGCCGGCCGCUGGGUCCGGGCGAAGCUCUGCGUCGGGUCAUGGAGUGCAUCGCCUCAGGAGUCCUCCUGCCAGGAGGUCCAGGAGUUCAUGAUCCCUGUGAGAGGGAACCCAGAGACGUUCUGAUGCACCUGGGAGCCCAGCAGGCCGACGCCCUCACGCACAGCGCACAGCACGCUCUGCGCCUCAUAGCGUUCGGACAGCUUUACAAGGUCCUGAGUAUGGAUCCUCUGCCGGCCAACAAGGCUUCUCCGAGGCUCUUAGAAGGCGGCUGUCAGAAGAGGCUCCGGGACGACAGUGACGACAGAGACUUCAUCAAACGCAUGAAAGUGCUAGACUGGAGGAUGACUGACCCAAACCAUCCCAUGAAUGCUCUGAUGCGUCUGAACCAGAUCCAUCCGGGCCUUCAGUACCGCCUGCUGUCUCAGUCGGGCCCGGUCCACGCUCCGGUCUUCACCAUGUCCGUGGAGAUCCAGGGAACCACCUACCAGGCCACCGGGAACUCCAAGAGGACCGCCAAGCUCCAAGUGGCCCUCAAGGCGCUGCAGGCUCUGGGCUUCGUGCUCGGCUCAGACGGAGACCUGGACUCUCUGAGCGCCGACGAGAAGUCAGACGGAGAAGGCAAGAACGACCGCAUGUCCACCAGCUCCAGCUCCACGUCCGUCAUCUCCUCCACGGAGGCGCAGGAGUCCAGAGCGCCGGGUCCGAUCCUGACGGCCGGAGGGAAGAACCCGGUGAUGGAGCUGAACGAGAAGCGGCGCGGACUGAAAUACGAGCUGAUCUCGGAGAGCGGAAGCAGCUACGACAAACGUUUCAUCAUAGAGGUGGAGGUGGACAAACAGGUUUUCCGGGGAACCGGCCCCAAUAAGAAAGUGGCCAAAGCCAGCGCAGCGCUCGCGGCUCUCAACAGCUUGUUCUCCGGAUCCAAACCAACAAACAACAACAAGAAGAAGCGACUCAACCCCCCUCCCAAGCGACCCGUGGCCUCGGUGCUGACCAUCCCAACCCUCGCCGCCAGACCUCCACGGCUCCCCGUGAUCCCCAGAGCCCCCUACAUCAGCACCCCGCCCACACACGGGUACAUCCCUCCAGGUUUCGGUGCUCCUUACGGCUACAGCCCUGCAGGCCACCUCCCUGCUUACAGUCUUCCCUCCAGAUUGCCCUCAGUAUUUGUCCCCGUCAUCCGAGUCCCCCCACUUUACCCCGUCACCCACCUGUACCCCUAUUAGGACCACAUCCACCCACCCACCCGUUAAAGGAAUAUCCGCCCUGGAGCCGCCGCUGACUGAGUACAGGUCCUGUUCAGACCCGGUUUUACCGGCUGAUUCAGAUGAAAACAGUCACAGCGGUCCUUCCUGCAUGUUCGGAUCCCAGUCGCCCCACUUUACGUGAUAAACGCGUAGCCACACUACAGAGCGGGCUGCUAGCAUAACAAGUCUGCUCCACUGCUGUUUCUGUAACAUCAGCUGCUAUGAUCCAGACAGCAACACCUUUUAAAUUCAUCACCCGAGGCACAUUCUCUCAGCUGCAAACUCCUGAUGAGCUUAGCUGUGCAGCUUCAUAAACACGGUGCAAGAGAGAAGAAAUCCUACCGAAUAAAAAAAGGAACUUACAAUGAGCGUCGGCGCACAGACACCAAAGAUUUUCUCCUGGAGAUACCUGAAUGCACAUUGAUCUUCAUGAACGUGACUUUAAAUCCCGUACAGAAAUAAAAUAAUUAAACUCACACAUCCAGCAUCCUGACUCCACCGAUCUGUCUUCACAGAGGAGCAAACAUUUCUACCUACACCAACAGAUUUAGAGACGUUGAAUCGUAGUCGAUUAAAUCAAAAGUGUUUACAGUCAUAAUGAAGCUGCUUUAGGAGGAGCUCCUUAGAAUAGAAAUGGUUCAAACGCCUCAACUUGAGGAUGAUUAAAGAUCCUGAUCAGGGAUUCUUCCCUGAUUUGAAUGUCGGCAGUUGAGAAAUGAGGCAGUGACUCCCAGCGUUGGAUAUUCCUUUAACUUUCCCUCCCGACUGAUUUCCUGUUUUUUCUCUAAUGAUUUGUUUGUUUGGUGUUAAAGAGGAAAAGUUUACAGCGAUCAGUUGCACUAAAAACAACUGUUUACAUUUGCUGCUGUUUUUUUUUUUUUUGACCUGGUUGUUAAUAUAAUAUUUUUAAAUAA
Molecule: messenger RNA, 3177 nt
Organism: Fundulus heteroclitus (mummichog)
Lineage: Eukaryota; Metazoa; Chordata; Actinopteri; Cyprinodontiformes; Fundulidae
Product: spermatid perinuclear RNA-binding protein
Exons: 18
Coding region: 215-2242 (675 amino acids)
Cellular component (GO): precatalytic spliceosome
Molecular function (GO): single-stranded RNA binding; double-stranded RNA binding
Source: RefSeq, a predicted model, not a curated record